UAGGCAGAAAUGUUUGACGCGCCAACAGAGACAAGAUGAGGUACAAGAACGCCAUUGUGUACACUGCUGUGCUGGUACUACUUAUACUAGCGCCAGUUUUCUGUGACGAAGACGACAGUGACGAAAGCAGAUCACAUGAAGACUCUGACAGUGACGAGAGCUUCAGUUCGCCUGAAGAACCCGACAGCCGCGGCGGCAGUUCGGAAGAAAAUCGCCCGGGGGCGCUGUUGAUCUGGGCGGAACAGAAGAUCGGCUCCGGCGGCCCGUGGUUCUACGGUCCGACCGUCAUCUCCUCGUACCUGCGGUCCCUCCCGGCGGGGGCGGCAGGAGCGGACACGGACCCCACCGAGCUUCUCACUCUCACACCGCCCAGGUCCAUCCGAGUGGUGACGGGAAACCACAACCAGAGCGUGGUGCUGUGGAGCGAAGUGGCCCAGAACAUCGCCAAGACCACCAUGGAAGAGACCGGUCGCCUGACGUCCCCCACUCGAGUGUUCCUGACGGGAACGUCCGGGCGUGUGGGUGGGCUGGCGGUAGACUGGCUCUCCGGGAACAUCUACUGGUCCGACGCCUCGUACAACAGCAUCCUGGUGGCCACGGCUGACGGGAACAGGCGGAAGGUAUUGGUGCAGACUGGCGCGUUCAGCUCACCGUCUGGACUUGCUGUGCAUCCUGUGAGAGGACUGGUGUUCUGGGCUUCCCAAGGCUACCCGGGAAUAGGCAGCAAAAUCGAACGGACCAGCAUGACCGGACAGGACCGGACGUCUCUGGCACACCGGGGGCUGGUGGACCCAAGGGGACUGGCCAUAGACUACGUAGAUGACAGACUGUACUGGGCAGACUGUGUGACUGGGAAGAUCGAGUCUGUGACGCUGGAGGGAGGAGACAGGACAGUACUUCUCUCUCUACCUGGAACCAGCAUCAAGGGGCUGGCCAUGUACCAGGAUUACCUGUACUACACAGACUGGGCAGGCCGUAAGGUCCACUGUGUGGAGAAGUCCAACGGCAGGGAAGUCUUCGCUGUAAUCGCCAGGACCAGCACAAAUCCUGUUGGGAUCACCGUCUACAACAGCACAGACCAGAUCGCACCUGCCAACAGAGUGUCCUGUAUCCAAGGAAACCACAACUGCACCCACCUGUGCCUGACUACCUCCACUGGGUACCAGUGUACCUGUGCCGACGGUUACGAACUUCAGCAGGACAACCGCACCUGUAGACCAGUUGAGAAGCCAGGAGACUGCCCAGACCAGAGGACCCUGUGGCCGAUAUGUAGUGACCAGUGCCAGACGGACGGGCACUGCUCGCAUGACCGGAAGUGCUGCUUCAACGGCUGUGGCCACACCUGUGCUGAACCAGAUAUUGACCCAUGCAGCAGUGCCCAGAACCCGUGUGUGUCUGAGGCUCGCUGUGAGGACCACUUCUGGCUGGGGGCCGUGUGCAUCUGUCCUGAGGGACAGGAGGGGGACGGACGGACACAGGGGACAGGAUGCCAAGAACCCCGCUGCCCAUCCCUGACAUCCUGCACAAAGUUCUGCCCACUUGGCUUCAGACUGGAUGAUGAGGGCUGUCCCAUUUGUGAGUGCAGGGGAAGCGACAAGCCAGGCCAGUGCCCUGCAGAAGACGACGAUGAUGAUGACUCGGGACCCUGUUGGUGUCACUGCACCUCCGACCAUCAUUGCCAUGGCAACAAAAAGUGCUGCCGUGUGGGCUGUAGUCUGCAGUGCGUUGACCCCGAGACGGACAGCAGCAGUGAGGAUGUCUGCUCGUGUGUUGCCAUGGCAACCUGUGGUGACGACGGCUGUCGGUGUGAGCCUGGUUACUUUGGUGACGGGACGCAGGAUGGUACUGGAUGUACAGAUAUUGAUGAGUGUGCUGAUGACCCGUUACUAUGUGAUGAUAAUGCCAUCUGCACCAACACAAACGGGUCAUACCAUUGCACCUGCAGGGACGGGUUUGUGGGCAGUGGAGUCACCUGUGCAGAUGUUGAUGAGUGUUUAGCAGGGUCUGCAGACUGCCAUGACCACGCCCACUGUCAUAACGAGCCUGGGUCUUUCUACUGCACAUGUGCAGCUGGAUAUGAGGGGGAUGGCAGGAUGUGUGAAGAUACUGACGGCUGUCUGGAGGGAAUCUGUGUGCUGGAGGCUGCCUGUACCGACGUGCCUGCCCCAGGGGUGGGGGCUGUGUGCACCUGUCCCCCGGGGAUGGAAGGGGACGGCAAGCUGGACGGAACGGCUUGUACUGAUAUGGAUGGGUGUGGCACAGAGAACGGCCCCUGUGUGGACGAGGCCUGGUGUGAGGAUGUGCCUGCCCCUGGGGUGGGGGCGGUGUGUCACUGCCCCCCUGGGUCAGGGGGGGACGGCAGGAGGGAGGGGACAGGAUGUUCAGGUACGUAG
Branchiostoma belcheri (Belcher's lancelet) is the source of this 2393-nucleotide messenger RNA. RefSeq names its product prolow-density lipoprotein receptor-related protein 1-like. The record is from RefSeq and is a predicted model, not a curated record. The transcript has 17 exons. Gene Ontology annotation, cellular component: extracellular region. Lineage: Eukaryota; Metazoa; Chordata; Leptocardii; Amphioxiformes; Branchiostomatidae. The coding region runs from base 36 to 2393 and encodes 785 amino acids. Gene Ontology annotation, molecular function: serine-type endopeptidase inhibitor activity; calcium ion binding.